Molecule: messenger RNA, 675 nt
Organism: Teleopsis dalmanni
Lineage: Eukaryota; Metazoa; Arthropoda; Insecta; Diptera; Diopsidae
Product: odorant receptor 24a-like
Exons: 5
Coding region: 17-658 (213 amino acids)
Biological process (GO): sensory perception of smell; detection of chemical stimulus involved in sensory perception of smell
Cellular component (GO): plasma membrane
Molecular function (GO): odorant binding; olfactory receptor activity
Source: RefSeq, a predicted model, not a curated record
UCAGGUGUUAUGUAGAAUGCCGAUGUAUCCAAUAACCUAUAUCUAUAUUGCUUGGCAUGGAUUUAUUACGCCAUUUUCUUUUGUUGGUUCAGAUUGCAUGUUUUUUUCCUAUUGCUUAUAUAUCACAGCGCUUUUAAAAUGUGUUCAAUUGGACAUUACUUCUACUUUGGCAGAAUUAACUGACACUGACAAAAAUUCAAGUAGAUGUGAACAAAAACUAAAACUAAUUAUAGAACGACAUAAUGAAAUAUCGGUACUGACUGAACGUUUUUCAAAGAUAAUGGCUAUUACUACCUUAAGUCAUUUUGUGUCAUCGAGUAUGAUUAUAGGCACAAGUGUUGUAGCAAUUUUAUUUCUCACUGGUAUUGGAAUUGUACUGUACGUUGUUUAUGCCAUAUGUGUGACAAUGGAGUUAUUUUUAUUUUGUUAUGGUGGAUCAGCUGUUAUUGAGAGCUCACAAGAAGUAAGUGAAGAAGCUUAUUGCAGUCACUGGUAUAAGAGAGAUAAAAAUAUUCAAAAAAUGGUUUUAUUACUGAUGUUGCGUGCACAACGCCCUCUAGUUGUUAAAGUACCAUUUUUUGCACCAUCUUUACCAGCUUUUGCAUCGAUAUUGCGUUUUACAGGAUCAUUGAUUGCAUUGGUCAAAUCAUUUUUGUAAAUUAAGAGAAUAUAGAG